Molecule: messenger RNA, 3127 nt
Organism: Phragmites australis (common reed)
Lineage: Eukaryota; Viridiplantae; Streptophyta; Magnoliopsida; Poales; Poaceae
Product: cysteine-rich receptor-like protein kinase 44
Exons: 12
Coding region: 185-2200 (671 amino acids)
Biological process (GO): protein phosphorylation
Molecular function (GO): ATP binding; protein kinase activity
Source: RefSeq, a predicted model, not a curated record
GAGCACCUCCAGCCCAUUGGUGGCAGCAAGUCAACUUGUUCACAAUGACAUUAUUUGGAGAGUUGCGUUGCUUCUGCAGAUCUGCUUCUCCCAUCACUCCAUCAAGAAGCCACAACUCAUCGUUUCCAACUCUCCUAUAGCAUCUCCAGGUUGUGUGAGACCAGAGAGAGAAGAGCUCUCCCGCAUGUUGUUUCAGAAACAGCGAGCAUCGCUGCAGGGGUUCUCCAGUUGGGGGAUGAAGGGUGAUUCAAGCAGACAAAAUAGCAUGGAGGAUAACUCACAAAUUUCAAGUGCAUUUCCAAAGGAACCACCUCUAGAAUUUCUAAAAGACAUCACAAAAGAUUUCUCGAGUGAACGAGAGGUCGGACACGGUGCGUUCGGAGUGGUUUAUAAGGGCAUACUUCAAACUGGACAAUUGGUUGCCGUGAAGAAGCUUGUGCGAACUUCGGGAGUUCAUGAUAGAAGAUUUCAGAAUGAGGUUGGCAAUCUCCAGAAGCUGGAGCACAAAAAUAUAGUCAAGUUACUUGGUUCUUGCUACCAAGUAGAAAGGAAAUUGGUGGAGAGAAACGGCAGACGUGUUCUCUCAGAUGUCCCAGAAAAAUUUCUCUGCUAUGAACAUCUCUCUAAUGGAAGCCUUGACAACUAUAUUUACGAUGAAUCGUCUGGACUUGACUGGCCCAUGCGCUUCAAAGUAAUCAUGGGGAUUUGCAAUGGUUUACAUUUUCUACAUGAGGAGGGAAAUGAGGCCAUCGUUCACUUGAAUCUCAAACCAAGCAAUAUAUUGUUGGGUGACAACAUGGUGCCGAAAAUCGCAGAUUUUGGAUUGUCAAGGUUGUUUGGUGAAGAACAAACUCGAAUUCUCACCCAAAAUGUUGUGGGAUGGAUAGGAUACAUUGCCCCGGAAUAUCAUUACAGAGGCGAAAUCUCAGUAAAGUCAGACAUAUUCAGUUUGGGUGUUCUUAUUCUCGAAAUAGUCACGGGAUUAAAGAAGGACCCCAAUAUUCAAGACAUUUCUUCUAAGUUAUUUAUUGAUAAUGUAUGCAAAAAUUGGACAAAAAAAUCGCAUGUAGAAUCAAAGUAUAAAUCACUAGAAGAAGAAUACCUCCUACAGGUAAAAAGAUGCAUUGAACUUGGAUUAAAGUGCGUGGAGACUGAUCCAAACAACAGACCUACUGCAGGAUCAAUAAUGGAUAAACUCGCAGAAAUCAAUUAUGAAGCUAGCAUUCACGAAUUCUUGGAGAAGAAGCUGCAACCAAUAACUGCAUUUCCAAGAGAACCGAAGCUACAAUUUAUAGAAGACAUCACAAGGAAUUUCUCCAAAGAACAAGAAAUUGGUAGAGGUUCUUUUGGUGUAAUUUACAAGGGAACGCUUCAAAGUGGGGAAAUUGUUGCAGUAAAAAGGCUAUUGGUUGUUUCACAAACUAACCAGGAUAAACAAUUUAUGAAUGAAGUAUGUAGUCUGAUCGAUCUCAACCACAGAAAUAUAGUAAAGCUAAUUGGGUAUUGUUAUGAAAUACGACGGAAACUGGUGGAGUCCCACGGAAGAUAUGUUUUUGCAGACACAACAGAAAGGUUACUCUGCUAUGAGUAUUUGCCUAGAGGAAGCCUUGACAUGUAUCUUUACGGCACAUCUCAUGAACUUAAUUGGGACAUUAGCUUCAAAAUAAUACAGGGGAUUUGUCAGGGUUUAAGGUUCUUACAUGAAUUGCGAAGACCCAUAAUUCAUAUGGAUCUCAAACCUGGCAAUAUAUUGUUGGACGACAAUUUAAUGCCAAAAAUUUCAGAUUUCGGUUUGUCAAGGCUCUUUGGUGAAGAACAAACACGGACGCUAACUUCAAAUGUAGUGGGAUCAAGAGGAUUCAUGGCUCCAGAAUACUACUACAGAGGUGAAGUCUCAACCAAAUCAGACAUAUUUAGUCUGGGUAUUCUGAUAAUUGAGAUAGUAACAGGGUUAAAAGUCGAUUCUAAUAGUGAAGACAUCUCGUCUAAGAACCUUAUCAACAAUGUACGUAAAAAUUGGACAAAAAUGCCCCAAAUAGCUUCCAAGUAUCCAACAUUGGAAGCAAACUCCCUUCAACAAGUUAAAAGAUGCAUCGACGUUGGACUCACUUGUGUCAGCACAAAUCCAAAAGACAGGCCUUCGGUAGGGGUAAUUAUCGACCGGCUUAAUGGAAGAGAGCUUCUUGAGCCAACAACCUAAUUCGAACACUUGAACUGCUAGUAUCUUGCAUGAAGCCUGAAUUCCAGACCUCACACAAAAUUGAAAAGUGGGUUUUCUGAGAUGCCAAAACCAUAGAAGCAGUGACGUGUGUUUGGAUCAUAGUUCUCUAUGCAGCGAUGUGCACCGAUUAAUGCCAUGAAUUUGCACUCACUGGAUACAUUUGAAUCAGAGAGUAUAACCUUCAGAAACAUAUAAGUCGUGAACGUAUCAAGGAAUAAUCAAUGAAUCAAAUUUAGCUGUAUUCCAUUAAAAUUCGCAAUCAAUUAGCAUACAACUUUACAGUGAAGCAAAGAUCACGGUAUUGUCAGGAUUAAAUGCUAGAGUUGUCAUUACUCAUUAGACAUUUACUGCAUUACUGAAAGUAAGAUACUAAAACCAAGUGCAGCAUCAGUGAAACCGUGAUUUCUUUCCACCCGGGGUCACUAUUCAACCGAGCACGGGUGUUGUACUCGAGUGCUUUCGCUAGCUUCUCUGUGAACUCGGUCCCUGGUGUGAUGACGUUGGGAUUUGAAACCUCAUGUCUCGUGAGGUAGCACCUCCAUCCCUUCGGCUUUAAAUUUUUCUCUGUGAAUGUUCUCUUCAAUUUCCUAUAAAUCAGACAGUAAAUAAACUUACUGUCAAUCAUUGUGCCAUACAUGGUACAUAUAUCAUGCGCGCAUGUAGAUGCAGAAAAUAGCAUAUUUGUAGGAAGAAUCAGUGGCGGAUCCAGCCCAUAUUAGAGUGGGGUGCUGAGCCUUUUACUUUUAAGUUUUUUGGGCUGGGUCUGUACUAUGUGAGAGGGAUUUCUUAGAUUUUUUUCUGGAUUUUCUCUUUUAUUCCUCCUGGGUUCGUGGGCUGAGCCCGUGCUGCAGUACCCAGCACGGGCCCUGGAUCCGCCCCUGGGAAGAAUUCACCGCACUUUCGUGU